Messenger RNA from Trichomycterus rosablanca, 6474 nucleotides. It is a transcript of the gene trim25, whose product is annotated as tripartite motif containing 25. NCBI's taxonomy places the organism in Eukaryota, Metazoa, Chordata, Actinopteri, Siluriformes, Trichomycteridae. The transcript is spliced from 13 exons. The record is from RefSeq and is a predicted model, not a curated record. Gene Ontology annotation, molecular function: protein binding; zinc ion binding. The coding region runs from base 114 to 2159 and encodes 681 amino acids.
AGUGCGUCAGAUGAGGAAACGAUAUUGAAAGCUGUGUGUUUGACUUCAGCUGUUCUUCUGUUCAGAGGAUUUAAUAUCUCUAUAUUGAGCUCGCCUUGUUCCUUUGCUCCAUCAUGGUGGAUAUUACAGACAACAUGGCUCUGCUGAGCCUGGAGGAAGACCUCACCUGCAGCAUCUGCUUGUGUCCAUUUGAGAACCCGGUGAGUCUGAACUGUGGCCACAGUUUCUGCCUGCAGUGUCUUGAGGAGUCAUGGCGAGAUACGACCUCCUACUACUGCCCUCACUGUCGUAAUCACUUCCUUACCAAGCCUGAGCUGAAAAAGAACACGGUUCUCAGUGCCGUGGUGGAAACCUUCAAGUCCAAAGCUGGAGCCAGCAUCGGUGCCUCUGAUGGUGAAGUGCGAGUGCGACGUGACGAGCCCAAGCCCAUUCUAUGUGACACGUGCAUGGAGGUCAAGGCAGUGAAAACUUGCUUGACAUGCAUGGCAUCCUACUGCUCUGAGCAUGUGCGUCCGCACCAGGAGAACCCUGUGUUCCGUGCCCACGAGCUCCGAGAGCCACUCGCUGACCUCACUGAGCACCUCUGUUCUGAACAUGGCAAGUUAAUGGAGUUUUACUGCCCCCGUCACGAGCGUGCCAUCUGUAGCAACUGUCUGCAACAGACCCACAAGGACUGUGGCUUCUCCACCCCUGAGGAUGUGCGGCAGAAAAAAGAGACUGAACUGAGAGAUAAGGUGAGCACCCUUGACAGAAAAAUUGAAAAGAACCAACUGGUCAUCUCUCAGAUGACAGAGCAGCAAAUCAAGCUCAAGGAAAUUGCUGUGGUGCGUAAGCGUGCUCUGCAGACAGAGUACCAGCAGAUCAGGGAGAUGCUGCAACAGGAUGAGCGAUUGGCAAUGGAGGCUGUGGAUAAAGAUCUGGACACUGGCAACAGCAGACUCAACGUCCUGAUAAAGAAAUUUUACCAGAAUGUGGAGAAGAUGACCUCAACCAAAGCUGAGAUCAACAACCUACUGGCUAGAUCCCACUCUCUGGAUUUCUUACAGGCGAUGGUGGAAAUGCCCUCAGUGGUGAACUUUGACCCUUAUGCUCCCCGUAUCAACCUGGACUCCAAAAACGUCAUUGCGUACCACUCUAACAUUGUUAACCUAAAGGAGCACAUAUCUAAAAACCUGCAUGAGUCCGUGGAGAACAGGAUCUCCUUUUUCAAACAAGAUUUGAAAACGCCCAGCUCUGAGGAAAGGAGGACAAGCACAUCUGUAUCUGACAAACAAAAAAAUGAUUCAGUGAACGAGAUACCCAGACCUUGCAAAGAUGCUGGUGAGCAUCUGCCAAAUCAGAGAGGAUCAGACUUUAAACCACCAAGCUAUGGAUUACAAAACAAAGGACCUUCUGCAGGAGCCAGACGGAAACCACCAAGAGAAAAGAAAGACAACAAAGAUCAGAAAUUCGAGUAUAAAAGGGUUCCGAACAAAGGAAUGAAUCCUGCAUUCUCCAAAAGCAUGGACCAUCUGGGGGGCAUCCUGGAUAAAGGACCUUCUAUACAUACCGUACCUCCUGUACACGCAGUUCCCAUCGAUCUGAGUGUAGCAACGUCCAAUCCUGUAAAGAGAAGUGACCUGCUGCAGCAUGGCAGAGCGAUCACCUUUGAUGUCAAGACGGCCCACAGGAGAGUGAUGCUCUCUGAGAAUAACACCAAAGCUGCCGUAUCAGAUGAGCUGUUUUCAUACCCGGAUGGUCCAGCUCGCUUCACUGUGUGCUCACAGGUUCUUUGCAUGCAAAGUUUUUCCCGUGGUCAGCAUUACUGGGAGGUCAAAAUGAGCAGUAAUAAUUUCUGUGGUUUGGGCCUGGCGUACGGCUCCAUCGAUCGGAAAGGUCCGUCUAGCCGCCUGGGCCGAAACGCCCAGUCCUGGUGCGUCGAAUGGUUCAACAUCAAGCUGUCAGCCUGGCACAACAGCAGUGAGACGGUGUUGCCCAACCCAAACCCGACCCGUGUUGGCAUCUUUCUCGAUUGUAAUAACGGAACCGCCAUCUUCUACAACGUGAGCGACCGUGCCUACCCCUUCCACACCUUCGUCUUCCCCUUUACUGAGGCUGUGUAUCCUGCAUUCUGGAUGUUCUCCAGUGGAUCAUCCAUUUCUCUGUGCAAGCCUAAUUGAAGCAUCUUCGGUCAGUGUGUAGGUGGUGGCUAAUGUACUAUUAAAUUUGUACACGUUAAUGAAAAAUGCAUGAGCAAAUCUCGGAUUUACCCUAAAACAUUACUUUUAUUUCUGUGGAGUGGAAGUGGGCAUGUCUCAGGAGUUAAGAAGUUCUCUCAAUUAUCUAAAAAAACAAAUUAGUGAGCUUACUCUCUUACAGCAACAAUUCAUGUUGGGAUUUUUAUUGUACAAGAAAAUCAUUUAGUUAGCAUUCAACAACAAAAGAUUUUUCACAAGCUCAACAUUAUCAACACAACACAGUACUGGCUGGUCAAAGAGGCUGAUUGUCUGAACAUUGUAUGAGGCGUGGGUUAGCCCGCAGCCCUCCUCAGCCACUGUCAGUUUUGUGCAUAAAUACAUUAGAAGAAAAAUAAAAGAAGAAUCUGUAAUUAAUAAAAACAUUUUCUGUAAUGCCAUUGUCAAGUUGUGUAUAAAAAUACAUUAGAAUUUAAAUUGGAAUUUAGGCACUCAAACACACUAGCCCACCAAUACAGAGAAAUCUGCAAUAAUAAAAACACUGCCCAAUGCAUCUUUACAAGUAUUAAACAGACAUAUAACAGCUAUCAACUGAAAGGCUCCUCUAAGACUGAGAUAUAUCCACUUUCACUCUGCAGAGACUGCAUUAUUAUAAAACUGUACACUCUUCACGUAAGCGUCUGAUCGAUUGAAGCGUUUUACUGUUGUCAGAGCGCUCAGGCAGUGUCUAUCAUACUAGCCCACCACCGUUGGGAUCGGUGUUCAAAUCUCAACGGUGCUACAGUGCUAUGAUUGGCUAUGUCUGUUGUGGGAAUGACCGAAGCCUUGAGAUUGUCGCCCUGUCCAGGGUGUUCCUGCUUUACUACAUAUAGUUUUAUAAUGAUAACAUGGUGGCAUGUUUUCAAAAUAAUGGAUGAUAAUUAAAUAUAUAUAAGAUACAUGACAUAUUUAUGAACCACCAUUCUUCCUGUGUUUGUCUGGGUUUCCUCUGGGUACCCCAGAAUCCUUCCCUCUCUCAUAAUAAUGCAAAAGGUGGAUUGGCAGUGGGAAAUAUGUGUGUUUGUGCCUUGUCCUGCCUCUGUGUUGCAGGACAUGCCAAGGCUCUAAAUAGGAUGAUAGGCUUAGUGAAAAUGAAUUAAUUAAAUCAAAUGUUGUUUUUGAGAUGCUGAUCAUAUCCUGAUCAUACCAAUGCUUGUUUUACUUCUGGUUCUGUGAUUAUGUAUCAGAAAUAAUGGGUCAUUAAUGCACUGUUGAUUCUUAUAAGUGUCAAUAUCAGAAAAUGACCAUGGGUAGUAGAUUUGGAACGUAGGACGAAAGGAAUUGACAUACACGUCGAUUCUCUCCUGUUAUGGUUCAGACCCACAACCCUAGGUUUCUUUAAUGGUGGGAUCUGGAUAACCUUUGCUCCUAUACUGUAUAUGUAAUAGAGUUUUGCUGGCAUUAAUUAAGACGAUAUUGUGGUGGUAAGGUACAUGUUUUGUAUUUUUUACUUUUUAUUUGCUUAUCGGUCCUUGCUGAUGAUCAGCCUGUGUUUAUUUAGUGAGUGUUGACUCAUGAGCUCCACGUUGGACUCAUCACUAAGGUUUUAGUGCCAGUAGGUAAACGUGGAUAAAGUCCACAGCUAUCAUACUCUGUACAAUAAAAAUAAAUAAACAGCUCAGUGACGGUGAUGCACUCACUUUCUACUGGUUAUCCAUUAAUGAUAGUGGAGUAUUUGACCAGUUGGCUUUGUUAUUGUUUGCUCUUCUGCCAUUUUAUUGGUCUGAAAGCAAACAGAGAAGUGACCUACCUGGGUUUGAUCAGACUUAAAAUGUCUUUCUUUUCUAUGAACUUGAAAUUGCUUAUGUAGAGAAGGAGGUUAUGCAGUGCCCAGUCAUGCCACUCUUCAGGGCGGUGGUUCUCUUUAUCAGCUUGGCUGCCCUGGGUGGCACCAGUCCCCAAAAGCCGGCCUAUCACUGGCUGUAAAGAAUAAUUUUAACUCGGGCAAAGAAGUGUGAACCAAACAUCAAAUUAUUGCAGGACCACAAAUGAUUCACAUGGCACAGGUUUAGAACCCCUUUGUUAGAGGGGUUGUUUUGCCACAUUUCCCAUGGAAUGUAAAAAGUGCCUUCUGAAAUCUUCAGCUCUCCAAACCAUGCAGAAGGUGGAUUGUCUGCUGUAAAUUACCCACAGUUGUAAGUAAAUGUGGAAGUAGGUCAGAGCAUAUCUGAGGACAGAUCGCUUAUUGAGGAUGAAUAAACUGCAGUUCAUCUUCACUGUUUUUAGUGGCCAGGAUUGUAACGAUUUAACCAGCUGUCCUUAUUCCACCCUCUCAGUGGGACAGAUUUAUAUUUUGGGGACAAACACGCCACCAAGGUACAUGCCAGUGGUGUAGAGUGGCUUCAAAAUCCAAUCCAGAGUUUGACAGGGGCAAGUUAAUGUGUCUGUAAUCCUCAGGAGGUAAUGGUGGUAUUUGGUAAAGAAAUACCUGUAGCUGGGGUAGUUGGGGUGCAUUUUGCAGGUCUUUAAAUAAGACCAGACUUGUUUAGACAUCACCGAUUGUUUACAUCAGACAUGGCUGAUAAUUCCAUUUAGGACAGCCCCUGAUGUACAAACUGAAUACGAGUUAUGCUUUUUCUGAUCUAGGAUCAGAAUUACAUAGGCAAACCCAUAUUCUGAGCUUGAGAAAAACUGGCAGUACCUACUGGCACAGAUCAGAAGCAGGACUGAAUAUGUGUGUUGGGUGUAUCAUGCUUCUUAAUAUUAAAUGCAUUUUUGUAUGUUAAUAAAAUUCUGGCAAAAAGUCUAAAAUAAAUGGUGAAAAAAAAGUAUUUGGAAUGUUACCCCCUUUUUGCUGUAAUAACAGCAUGAGCACAAAAUCUAUUUCACAAUAUUCCAAAAAAAGCAUCUUGUGACGUUACUUAAUGCUCGGCUUUCUCUAUCCUCGGCUGCUCCCAUAAGUCCUGGUUGGGGUUUAGAUCAGGUGACUGUAAAAGAAAGUCAAAGGCAACCAAAAUUCUUAAUCUUCUUUGCUUCUUAUGUAGCUGUUAUAGAGCUUUGAGGUUUGGGAUUUGACUUAGUCUCAGACUUUUAAUGCACUUUGGCAACCCCAGCAUCACAGGCAGAGAAGCAGUGCAGGUUAGGUCAUCCCUUCUCCAAUGUGUGAAUUCUUUGGCCGCAUUGUUACAUCAACCAGUGGUGGAUUCCUAGAGAGAGUUUAACUCGUAUGGAGGAACAUGCUUUGCCUUCUGGUUUCCUUCAGCGCUCUUGCUGGCAUCAGAUAGCAGGAGUUGCUGUUGCAGCACAGGUAGAUAUCUCGUCAUCUGACCUUUUCUCAUAGAUGUGACCGAGUGUAAGACCAGAUUGGUGGCAUAAGCUUUGAUGGUAUAUCAAAGAUGUUAAAUAACGUAAUUCAAAUACUAGAUGUGCUCGGGUGGCCCAGAGGUCUAUUACGCCAGGGAACCAUCACUGGGAUCUGGGUUGGAAUCUCAGCAGCGCUUUUAGCUGGCUGGGCAUCUACACCGACAUGAUUGGCUAUGUCGUGGGAAUGGAAUAAGGGGGGGUUGGCUAGAGCCCUUUGAUGGAUUGUGCCCAGUGUUUCCCGGUAAAACCGGACCUGCCGCAAUCCUGGCCAGGAUAAAGCACCUUAAGAAAAUGAAUAAAUAAAUAAAGAUACUUGACUACACAAGUGAAGGAAAAAUAUUUAUGCAGCAAAUCUUCAUUUCUACAUUGACCUCCACACCAUUAUACAUAUGUAUAAUCAGAUCACCAUUAUAUUCACCAGUUUUAUUAACAUCAAGCUUUAGCAGUUUAAGAAACGUUAUGGUCUACAAUCUAUGGGCAAAAUGUAUGCUCACACAACCACAGGCUUGUUGGACAUCCAACAUCAAAACUCUGGUUUAAUACGACAGGAUUUCAUUCACCUCCUGUAGCUAUAACAGUCUUUUCUUCUGUGUCUGUGAGAAUGAUGUAGAGGUUCUCGCUUUGUGCACAGAGGCACAGUCAUGGGACUUCCCCAGAUGGUUGCCAAAAAUGGGAUUUCUGCAGGUGAUCAUUGGGUCUGCCUAGAACACCUAAACCCAGUUAUUAAAAUGGUUGUGCACAUACAUCUGGCCAUACAGUGUAUUUUCUGGAUGUCUCAUUAGGUAAUAUUUCUGAUAUAGAAAACUUAAGAUUGUGAUCUAGCUUAAUUUAUUCAAUUAACAAAACAUUCUGUAAAUUAUAAGAUCUAAAAGCAUUUAUAUAUCUGUAAUAUUUCUGUAAUAAAUACUUUCAUCUCUGUAACAUUCAAUCAUAAAUAAACUACAUGAAAGCAAAACAA